AUGAUGCCACUAGCGGAAGCAGGCGUCCUGGCCCAAGGAGGGGGCCUUUCGGCGAAGGGGUGGGCCUGCACUCUGCAGAGGAAGAGCCCCAGGCACAAGCAGCCUACCUUGCUAAGCAGAGUAUCCUGAAGAAGCAAUGAGACUUUAGCUGUCCUCAAAGACAGGAAAAGAGGGUGCUCAGGUAGAAAGAACAGCACAAUCAAAAAUCUGGCAACCCUGAAUGUCUCUGGUUUGAAGGAGGAUGAAGGGCACCUCCUCCAUCCCAGACUUGGGAAGGCAGGUAAACACUGCCGCAUGCUCCAAAGGCGCCGGCGCCACCUGCGGCGCGAGUCCGUUCUCCACGGCCUCUGCCGCCCCCUGCGUCCCCACCCGGGCUUCCGAGAGUCUGACUCACAGGAGCCGGCAUCGCUUCACCUCCUACAACACACCCGGAGCGCGCGGAGAAAUUACAGGAUUGCAGGGGCUCGGCUAAUGCGCUCUAAUUACCCACCGCCGCUGUCAUGGGCGCUCCGCAGCGCUGGGCCAACGCGCCACAAUUAG
Messenger RNA from Otolemur garnettii (small-eared galago), 540 nucleotides. Its product is annotated as chromosome unknown C6orf223 homolog. NCBI's taxonomy places the organism in Eukaryota, Metazoa, Chordata, Mammalia, Primates, Galagidae. The record is from RefSeq and is a predicted model, not a curated record.